AUGCUGGCGCCCGGCGGGGCUCCCAUGAUGUGGCGACGCGGUGGCCUGUCCACCUAUCAGGGGAGCCGUCGCUGCCCCGGCGGAUUUGACCGCGAGGCGGGGCGCAUGACGUCGAGAGCAGAGUCAAUUUCCGACAAGAGCCGCGCGCCACGGGCCACGAGGAGGCGUCGGGCGUUCUCCGACUGGUAUGAAGUCCUCCUGAAAUACAAGGAGGAGCAUGGUCACUGCAAAGUUCCACAGAACUAUCCUGGAGGAUUGGGGAAGUGGGUCUCCAGACAAAGAGUCAAGUGGAAGUGUGGUGUGCUAGACGUGGAGGCCUACCACCAGCUGUGUGCUGUCGAUUUCGUCUUUGAUGCCGAUGAGCACACUUGGACCCAACAUUUCAAGGACCUCUGCGACUUCCACGACAGGCAUGGUCACUGCGACGUGUCCCACAGCGACCAGGAUGCAGCAGUGAAGUACCCUGGACUUGCCGACUGGGUUUCUCUGCAGAGACACACUCAUAAGAGGGGCAGGCUCCCAGAAGAUCGGCGCAGGAGGCUCUCAGGCUUGGGGUUCACUUGGCAGCAGCAGGAGUAUCGAUGGCAGCAACGCUUCAAUGAACUUGUAGAGUUCCAGAAGGAACACGGGCACUGCAAUGUGCCAAGGGACUGGCCAGAAAAUCCACAACUGGGCGAUUGGGUGAACGCUGUGAGGAAGAAAUAUCAGGGCACUGGGAACAAUGUAGCAUCCAUAACUGUCGCCCAGGAAGCUGCCUUGAAGGCCAUCGGCUUUGACUUUGCCCCUUGGGAAAGGUGCUGGAAUGACAAUUAUGCUCUUCUGCGGGAACUGGUGGCUGAACGGGGCAGUUUGGGCACCAGGUUGCCAAACAGGGGGAAAUACAGUGGAUUGAGGGACUGGGCCAAUCGUCAGGUCUAUCUGAACAGAACUGGUCAGCUUUCACGUGAGCGUUGGCGCCGCCUGAAUGUCGUUGGCUUUGUGUGGGAUGUGAAUGAGCUGGCUUGGAACAGUGGCCUGGAGGCCCUGGGGGAGCUUGUGCAAGAGCGGGGACCCCAGACGGCCUACCUCUUUCUGGAGCUCUUGGAUGGCGCCCUGCUGCUGAAGGAAGCCAAAUCAGGGAGGCGAAACACAAUGGGUGGAAGCACAGUCACCAAGGGAAAGACUGAUUUGAGGGACUUGGUGGCAUGGUUCCGUAACACGCGCAGGGCAGCAUUGGCUGGCGAGUUGAGCGACAGAAGAAUAGAACAGCUGGCAACCCUGGGGUUCUUGUGGAAUGUGCAGGGCGAUGAUGGAGGGACUGGAAGCCGUUCACAAAUGCUUGAAGACAUGCACAAGCAGGGCGCUGAACUUCAGUAA
Molecule: messenger RNA, 1356 nt
Organism: Ostreobium quekettii
Lineage: Eukaryota; Viridiplantae; Chlorophyta; Ulvophyceae; Bryopsidales; Ostreobiaceae
Source: the annotation of a GenBank genome assembly